Molecule: messenger RNA, 908 nt
Organism: Phalaenopsis equestris
Lineage: Eukaryota; Viridiplantae; Streptophyta; Magnoliopsida; Asparagales; Orchidaceae
Product: probable DNA helicase MCM9
Exons: 6
Coding region: 26-616 (196 amino acids)
Biological process (GO): double-strand break repair via homologous recombination
Cellular component (GO): nucleus; MCM complex
Molecular function (GO): single-stranded DNA binding; ATP binding; single-stranded DNA helicase activity
Source: RefSeq, a predicted model, not a curated record
UAAGAAUUGUGUGGUAUUCAUGUAAAUGCCGUUAACUUUUUUUUCCUUACGAUCAGCAUUAUCAGUGAAUACGACAUUAUCUGGGCCAUUACUUAGCAGAUUUGACAUAGUUCUUGUCCUUCUGGAUAAAAAGAAUCCUGAAUGGGAUGCAGUUGUUUCUAAUCAUAUUCUAGCUGAGAAAGGAGAAGAAAAUUGUAGAAGAGAUUAUUCUGAAGACUUGGGUAGUGUCUGGUCCCUUCCAAUGCUUAGGAGGUAUAUCCACUAUGUUAAGCAGCGUUUCAAACCCGUCCUGACGAAGGAUUCAGAAAGAAUAAUUUCCAGUUACUAUCAGCUCCAGCGAAGAUCAGCAACCCAUAAUGCAGCUAGAACUACUGUCCGCAUGCUUGAGAGCUUAAUACGGUUGGCCCAAGCACAUGCACGGCUUAUGUUCCGAAACGUGGUUACCCAACUCGAUGCUAUUGCCGCCAUCCUCUGCAUAGAAUCAUCGAUGACAACAUCAGCAAUCGUUGAUAGUGUUGGAAAUGCUCUGCAUUCAAAUUUCACUGAGUUUCCAGAUCAAGAAUAUGCAAAACAGGGCAAAAUAAUUCUUGAGAAGUUAGGAGCAAUCAGUGACUAGUGUUGUCUAACAACAUAUGAGCUUCUUUGUUUUUCUUUUUUCUUUUUUUAAUGAGAUUAUGUUUUAUUUUCUGUUUUCUUGUAAUGUAGAGCACUUCGUUGCUGGACUGUAGGAAAUUGAUUCCAUUAUGGUUAUUGUAAGAGAGGAUCAUCACAAGCCUUCCCUUGGAUGUGUUUUCUUUGUACCAUGGGCUUGUUUGAAGGAGCCUCGCUGUUCUGCAAAGCUCCUUUAAAUGUCAUGUCCGUGGAACUGAGAUUUUCCAUUUGUGAUCUAAAACGGUGAAAAUUUAUUG